AUGGCGGCGGGCGAGAGGCAGAGCCGCGAGUACCUGGAGCGGCACGGGCUGCCCGCGCUGCUGCACCGCCUCGCCGCGCUGCUGCUGUACCACCGGCCCGAGCGGCCGCGGCAGUUCCUGCUCCAGGCGCUGGAAGCGGUGCGAGCGGCGCGGCGCGGCGAGGCGGCGAUGCCGUCCGUGCUGGACGAGGCGGAUGUGGAGGCCGUGUUCAGGAUGCUGGACGCCGCGGGGCGCGGCUUCGUCACGGGCAGGCAGUGCCGAGCAGCUCUUACGACGCUGGGGCUGAGCACCGCAGAGCUGCGCGUCGGGGAUGAGGAGGAGAUCGGGCUGGCCACGUUCAGGAAUGAAAUGUAAGUGCCGCCGCAGGGGUCCUGCAGGAGUUUCCUUGGAGGUUACCCCUCGCAAUGCAAGACCUAGGAAGGUCGACGCUGUAGCAUGGACGGGCUGCUGAGCUUUCGGGAUCCCUGCAAAACAGCCCUACUCCAUUUCCCCCCCACAAACCGGGCAGCAUCGGGCAACCCUGCAGAUCGUAGCAGCAUAGAAUGGCUCCUGAGUUCCAACCCCCCGGCACAGGCUGGGCCACCAACCUCCAGCUCCGGUACCAGAGCAGGCUGCCCGGCGCCACAGGGAGCAAAUCGCUGCUAUAGAAACAGCGCGCUCAAGCAAAGCUGACCGUAGUAACGCGGCAGGAGCAGUCACGCAGCAAUGAAGCGAGCUCCAGCUUGCGCUCAUUGCUAAUGGUCACGGCGUGCUUCGAGGGACGUUGUUUGGUAACUUACAGCCACUGCAAGAAAACAAAGCAGUUGUCCUCACUUACCUAACCGGAUGUUCUCUUCUGUCCUAGGAUGAAAACGUUGCUGGAAGGCUGGACUGUGGAGUGAUUUAAGAGUGGUCUGCUCUGUAUAUUAGAAAUAGGUAUUUUGCUCCAUCCAGUUACUGGUGGGUCAAGACAAGUUUAAGCAGUGCAUUUAUUUUCCCCCCAUCCAUUUUAGCUGUCGACUGAGAGAACAAAUGACAAAAACAUGUUUGUGCUUACCAGGCACUAGAAAUGCAUUAAUUAAGAUAAUAAGAUUGCCUGAAUAAGUAGAAAUCCUGUUUACAAAUCAAAAAUAAGUGUUUUGGCAUUUCCUCGUCCAACUGUGGCCUCACAGUGCUGGUACGAAAAACAUCAUCAGCUUCAGCAACUUCAAAAUGUUCAUGUUUGGAGAAAUACAGCAUUGCCAACAAUCACAGCUUUUAAAUAAGCUCAUGAAUAAAGGAAGUCCUACUCAGAAAACAGAGGCCACUUCGGGACAGAAAAAAAAAAAAUUAAAAAAAAAAUUGAAUUUUGAAAUAGUAUUGAUAAAUAAAAAUGAUAUAUUCCUUCAUUCCAUGCUGAGAUUCGCUGUGCACAUUUUAAUACAGAACACCCAUUACACCAGGGAUUGAGAAGUGGAAAACAUCUGCGCUUAGGUGAGAGCAUGCCAGCCGUCCAUACUGCACAUAGCUGCACGUGCAUACAUGCACCAGCUCUGAAUUCAUUAUACCAGUGUGACAGCAUGCCAAAGCAACAAGGCAGGCCAUCCAAAAACAAGUAACACAUUCAUUAGUAAUGAAGAACCCGUGAGCUUCUAAAUGUCAAGACAAAGUAGUGCUGAAAAAGAAAGAUCUGUGCAGUUAGAAGUCAGCACCAUAGCAUCUUAAAGGUUUUUUUUUUUUUUGAACUGUA
Molecule: messenger RNA, 1708 nt
Organism: Centrocercus urophasianus (Greater sage-grouse)
Lineage: Eukaryota; Metazoa; Chordata; Aves; Galliformes; Phasianidae
Gene: EFCAB10
Product: EF-hand calcium binding domain 10
Exons: 3
Coding region: 1-354 (117 amino acids)
Molecular function (GO): calcium ion binding
Source: RefSeq, a predicted model, not a curated record